Messenger RNA from Nanorana parkeri, 802 nucleotides. RefSeq names its product intraflagellar transport 27 (gene IFT27). Bases 182 to 742 code for a protein of 186 amino acids. Gene Ontology annotation, molecular function: GTPase activity; GTP binding. The record is from RefSeq and is a predicted model, not a curated record. NCBI's taxonomy places the organism in Eukaryota, Metazoa, Chordata, Amphibia, Anura, Dicroglossidae. Gene Ontology annotation, cellular component: Golgi apparatus. The transcript is spliced from 7 exons.
GCUGCUCAGGGAUACAGAAGUGUAAACAAAGCCUCCAACCUUCUGGUAGCUGAUGUGAGGAGCCUUUGCUGAGCUCAGUGAAAGGACAUAUAUGCAUGCAAUAGUGGACAUUGCUUGUGCACAGCUUUCAUCUUGCCAUUAAGAGACGUUGUAUGAGCUUGGUAAGAAGACAGCAAACAUAAUGGUGAAACUGUCAGCUAAGUGCAUAGUAGCAGGUGACUCAACAGUUGGGAAAAGCACACUGAUCCAGCUGUUCCGGAGUGACGGAAGCCACUUUCAGAAGAAUUACACUAUGACAACUACCAUGGAUGUUAUUAUGAAAACUAUACCGAUUCCAGAUACUAGUGAUAGUGUGGAACUCUUUUUGUGUGACUCUCCUGGGAAGGCAAUGUUUUAUGAGAUGACAGAAAUGUUGUGGGACCAGCCUGGUGCUUUGUGCUUAGUAUUUGACGUAACCAGUGAGACAUCUUUUACUGGCUGUUCAAGGUGGCUACAACGAGUGAAAUCCAAGACUAUGAGCCCUCACCUGCCAGGAGUUCUGGUGGCAAACAAAACAGACCUAACUGGCCGCAGAGUGGUGGAGAAGAAUCAAGCUGAAGAGUGGGCAGUGAGCCACGGACUGGAGUAUUUUGAGACAUCCGCGAAGGAGCUGGAAAACUAUGAUCAGCCAUUUCGAGCACUGGCAAAAGCAUUCCAUCGUUUGUACCAAGAGAGAGUGGAAGGGAUCAGAAAUCUUGCGUAGAGCCAAACUGUCUUUUUCAAGCUGGAAGAUUGUGGGACUACAAGGAAAGACUAGUUAUAU